Molecule: messenger RNA, 1935 nt
Organism: Diuraphis noxia (Russian wheat aphid)
Lineage: Eukaryota; Metazoa; Arthropoda; Insecta; Hemiptera; Aphididae
Biological process (GO): proteasome-mediated ubiquitin-dependent protein catabolic process; protein K48-linked ubiquitination
Cellular component (GO): intracellular membrane-bounded organelle; membrane; cytoplasm
Molecular function (GO): ubiquitin protein ligase activity
Source: RefSeq, a predicted model, not a curated record
GACCAAGACAACAUUACCGUCGCCACUCUUCUACAUGUUAAAUAAUAUUAUUAUUAUUACUAUUAUGUCGAUGAACAGCUGAUCAGGAUUCCCUUCCAUCGUCGUUGUGUUAUAAUGUUAUACGUCUCAACGUCUGGACUUGUUAUUUAUUUUUUAUUUCACCAGUUGACCAUGUUAUCAUCAUUAUCAGAACUACCAAUUUGUAACUGCGCGACGACAUAAAGAAUAGAGUGUCAGACGACGAACGAAAAAGCUAGGACGGGAAAAAAGUAGUAUUAAAUUGAUGAUCGAAACAAAUAAAUAAUUAAUUGAUAUUAUCGUAGUUAUUACGUUAAAAAAUUAACAAUCUUCGUCGUAUUUUUCGUGAUAUUGUUAUUAUUAUUUGUUGCUAUCACAUCGUCAUUAUUAAUAAUUUUUCUUUGUUUUCGUUCUCAUACCGUCGUCGGAACUGUCGCGUUUUGUUUCUGUGCGCAAUUCCAAGUGAAUUUCUGUCAAUCGCUGAGACUUGAAGUGUGCCAUCAGUAGUACACGUUGGCGGUUAAAUUUUGGUGCUGCAAUCGAUGUCGAAUGUUCCGGACGUCGUCGUCCGCGUGACGUACGCGGUGGUCGUUCGCUCAUAGUACAACGCGCGCUUCAGAGUCCAAAAACUCAAAGCCCUAUAAUCCGUGUUCGUCAACGUCGUCCUGCAGCGGAGUUCACGUGAACGUUCGUUGCAUGCGAUAUGGGAGCGAAGGCCAGCACGGCCAACGGCGAUGACGGCGGCGCCGGUCACGGAGACCACCGGUCGUUCUCUUCCGGCAACGGAUCAGAUUCUGUGCAGACAGCCAGCAACCCUGGUUUCAGCAUUCUACGGUCUCUACCCAGCGCUGUAGCCAAUGACAGACAGCGUGCUAGGUCUCUAUCUGGUGUGCCCAAUGGUCACGAUAACAACAGCAACUCGACGAGCCCGCGGUUUGAUAUCACAGAAGUCUUGGAAGCUGACAGCAGCUCAAACGACGACCAGAACUUGGACAGUCCUACAGUCACUGCUAAUAUCAGUCUUGGACGUGUUUAUUCGGCUCACUCAUUACCUGCACAUAUUUGGCCAUUUAACGGAAUUAAGUGUCCAGUAUGUUCAAAGUUUGUUUUACCAGACGAGAUAGAAGUACAUCUGGUUAUGUGCUUGACCAAACCUAGACUGAUUUACAACGAAGACGUUUUAAAAGAUGAUAAAGGUGAAUGUGUAAUUUGUUUGGAAGAACUAAUACAAGGUGAUACCAUAGCUAGGCUUCCUUGUCUUUGCAUAUACCAUAAAACAUGUAUAGACAGAUGGUUUGAAGUGAAUAGAUCGUGCCCUGAACAUCCAGGAGAUUGAACCGUUUAUACACUGACUUCGAACAACAUUUGAAGAGGGGAAUAUAAGAUAAUAUAACAAAAAAUUGUUGCGCAGCUAUAUGUAUUAUGAAUAAUGAUUAUUAUAUUAUGAUUAAUAAUAAUUUAAUUUUUUUUAACAAUUACGAGAAGUCGAAACGCUAAUUCCGAACUAUAUACUAUUACCAUUUACCAUACCAAUAUUAAAAUAUAUACACAUAAAUUAACUUCAAAUAAUGUGCAUGAAAAACAAAUAAAUAACGACGUAAUUAUAUCAUCUAUAUUAUGCUUUCAAUAUUUUGCAAUUCGGUUGUGUACAAAGGCUGAUACAACUGUUGAUUAUCAAUUUUCGAUUGAUUUUUUUUUUUAUUUAUUGUUUAUGAAAAUGAUACGUGGACUAACAAAAUCACUUAAACUUUUAUUCUUGACUAUAAGGUGUUUUUUCCACACAAAUUGUUUUUUUCUCGUUUAAUGCUUUAUAUAAUGUAUAAAUUCGAGCUAUAUUCGGUUGAGAUAUAACUUAAAAUAUAAUUAAAACCAUUUUUCUAUUAGUACAUUAUUUAUACUACAUAAUUAUAUAGUUGA